AUGGAGUCCAACAACACGAGACCCUUCUCGUCUGAGUGUGCUUAUUUCAGCCGUGACAUCAUAAACACCGCCGUGGCGUGUCUGUUCUUCCUGCUGUUCCCCGUGGCGUUCCUGCUGAACGGGCUGGCAGCGUGGGUGUCUCUCCACCUGCGCUCCACCUCCACCUUCAUCGUGUACCUGAAGAGUCUGGUGGCUGCUGACCUGCUGAUGACCCUCACGCUGCCCCUGAUGGCGGCCAGCACGCUGCCUGGGGCCUCGCUCUGGUUAAAGGCCUUCUCCUGUCGUUAUAAUGACGUCAUCUUCUACAGCUGUCUGUACACCAGCAUCGCUCUGAUGGGCCUCAUCAGCCUCGACCGCUUCUUCAAAAUCGUGCGCCCGUGCGGGCUGCUGCUGGGGCAAACGGUGGUCUGCAGCCUGGUCAUGUCCUCCUCGGUCUGGGUCGUGUUGUUUGGUACCACAGUCAUCCCGACGAUGGUCCUCACAGACCAGCAGCCUGUUAAUAUUACAGGAGAUCUCUGCAUGUCCCUGAAAAGUAAAGUGGGUCUGAAGCUUCACAAGUACGUGGUCCUGUCCAUGGAGAUCCUGUUCUGGCUCGUCACCAUGGUGAUUGUCUUCUGCUACGUCUGCAUCACCCUGAAGGUCCUGAAGUCCUUCAGGAACUCUGGCAGCAACAACAGCCAGGGGAAGAAGAAGACCAAGCUCCGAGUCUUCCUCAUCCUCCUGGUGUACUUUGUGUGUUUUGUGCCUCUGCAUGUGAUGCGUGUUCCUUUUACACUGUAUGAAGUCUUUGACAUCCAUGUCUGUGAUCAGGUCUGGGUGACGGUGGUCCAUAAACUGGCCCUGUGGCUCUCCACCACCAACGCCUGCCUGGACCCGGUCCUCUACAUCUACCUGUGCAGGGAGUACAGAGACAAGCUGCUGGAGAUGAUGAAGGCCAGAGGGAUCCGUGUCGCGUUACAGUCAAGUGAAAACGAGGAUGUUUCAGUCUAG
Messenger RNA from Centropristis striata (black sea bass), 990 nucleotides. Its product is annotated as P2Y purinoceptor 13-like. The record is from RefSeq and is a predicted model, not a curated record. The coding region runs from base 1 to 990 and encodes 329 amino acids. NCBI's taxonomy places the organism in Eukaryota, Metazoa, Chordata, Actinopteri, Perciformes, Serranidae. Gene Ontology annotation, molecular function: G protein-coupled purinergic nucleotide receptor activity. Gene Ontology annotation, biological process: G protein-coupled receptor signaling pathway. The transcript has a single exon. Gene Ontology annotation, cellular component: membrane.